Messenger RNA from Tarenaya hassleriana, 1490 nucleotides. Its product is annotated as UPF0613 protein PB24D3.06c-like. Bases 211 to 1290 code for a protein of 359 amino acids. The record is from RefSeq and is a predicted model, not a curated record. Lineage: Eukaryota; Viridiplantae; Streptophyta; Magnoliopsida; Brassicales; Cleomaceae. The transcript has 9 exons.
UUCGAUAAUUAUCGAAUUUAAAAAUUGCGACGAAAGCAAAAUUCCGAUAUCUUUGCCAGCUCCGCCACGCUUGUUGACGGCGCGUGGUCUCCGCCUCCUGCGUUUCCUCCUUUCUCCCCCAGCAAAUCUGAAACUGCAACAGUCGCAGAUCUCUCCUACGUAGCGACUACGUGGAUGAUCCACUGCUAAGUUCAGGUGAAAUCGGAACCCAUGUCUCUCUCUCUGUCCUCGUCUUCGGCUGCGGCGGCGUCGUCGUCAUCGGCGUCUCCGGCAGCUGUUACAUCUUCUUCCGCGGCAUCGUCGACGAAGUCUUGGUUCUCCGGCAUCGUUCGCGGUCGUGGCGAUAAAUCUGGCGGCACGAACCUGUCCAAGAGCUCUUCCGUCCUCUCCGGCGGCGGAAGCGGUGAUUACGGUGGACCCAUCAAGGGGAAGAACCAAUUUCGCGGUGUUCUGUUUAAAUACGGGCCGAAACCCAUUCAGGUGGCCUUUAAGACUGGAGACUAUAAACAGCAAGUGAUAUUUAUCGGCGGAUUGACAGAUGGAUUUCUGGGUACCGAAUACUUGGAACCUCUUGCAAUUGCUUUGGACAAGGAAAAGUGGUCUCUUGUUCAACUACUUAUGUCUUCUUCGUAUUCCGGUUAUGGCACUUCCAGCUUGAAACAAGACUCGCAAGAAAUCGAUCAGCUAAUAGGCUAUCUAAUCAACAAAGAGAACUCUGAAGGUGUUGUUCUACUUGGUCACAGCACUGGCUGUCAGGACAUUGUGCAUUAUAUGCAUACAAAUGCUGCGUGCUCCCGAGCAGUCCAAGCUGUGAUUUUGCAGGCACCUGUUAGUGACCGAGAGUACAGGGCAACUCUUCCUGAAACGGCUGCUAUGAUAGACUUGGCUGCAAACAUGAUAAAAGAAGAUCGGGCAGAGGAACUGAUGCCUAGAGAAGCAGAACCUUCUGCCCCAAUUACAGCGUAUAGGUACCAUUCUCUUUGUGCGUACAUGGGAGAUGAUGAUAUGUUUAGUUCUGACCUUAGCGAUGACCAGUUGAAAACUAGACUCGGGCACAUGGCAAACACACCAUGCCAGGUGAUCUUCUCCAUGGCUGAUGAAUAUGUACCAGACUAUGUUGACAAAAAGGCAUUGGUCGAUAGAUUAUGCAGAGCAAUGGGAGGUGCGGAGAAAGUGGAGGUAGAACAUGGCAAUCACUCGCUUUCCAACAGAGUUCACGAAGCUGUCCAAUCCAUUCUCCACUUUGUCAAGCGAGAAGGGCUUUGUGGUUGGGAUGAUCCCUGGAGUUAGUUAAACAGCACCCCCAGGUCCUUGAUUGGCGUUUGACGAUCUGCGUUUAGCGUUUAGCGUUUAGGGGGUCAAACUUUAAAGUUUAAAGGAAUGAAUCUGGACUUGUAAUGAUGGUGCAGGUCGUUCCAUGUUGUUGUCCAAAAGGCUUAAUAUGUUCCGUACUGGCAAUGGGCCAAUGGCAAUGAGCUACCUUGUUACUU